AUGUGUAGUGGUUGGAUUGCUUCACAUCCGAUUCCGACUAAGCUGGGACGAAUAAACACCUUACUGCAAGAGCAAAUGAUGGUUGCUAAGCAGAUUCAUUCCUUAUUAGAAUCUGAGCAACACGGUGAAACUAAUCGACCGAUGAAGUUUGCGAGACGAUUUUAUGCUUCUUGUACAAAUUCGAGACAAAGAGACUACUUAAAAUCGAUACCACUGUAUAAAAAAAUGAAACGUGUUGCUCACUGGCCUUUAUUUGAACCUGAUGUAUGGCUUAAAGAUCAAUUUGAUCUGACGCUUACUCUGAGUAGACUUAUUCCACAGAAUCAUCUGCUGUUUUCUUAUCGUGUUGAAGUUAACAGUCUUCGUGUCGAUGAAUAUAUCCCAAUGGUUUCAACUUAUUAA
Enterobius vermicularis (human pinworm) is the source of this 402-nucleotide messenger RNA. NCBI's taxonomy places the organism in Eukaryota, Metazoa, Nematoda, Chromadorea, Rhabditida, Oxyuridae. The record is from the annotation of a GenBank genome assembly.